AUGGCCGCCGCGAAGCCAGAACUUCCUGGCCAGAUGCUUGCCCUAGAGGAGCAUAAGCGGGGGAGGAAACGGCCUAGGUCAAGUUCUGGCUCAAACGGUAUGCCUCAAAAUGAAGCAGCGCGGAAAGCGAGCCUUGAGGGCCUGGAGGAUGCUCUAGGUUCGAUCAGACCAAGAGGAUAUCAAAGAGAGAUGCUGGAGGCGAGCAUAAAACAGAAUAUAAUAGUCGCGAUGGACACUGGCAGUGGAAAGACUCAAAUUGCUAUUCUUCGCAUUAGACACGAACUAGAAAGGUGUUCAAAUGACAAGCUCGUAUGGUUUCUGGCUCCAAGAGUACCCCUUGCAGAGCAACAGUACAGGGCCAUUUCCGAACAGCUCCCUGCCUAUCAGACGAAGAUCCUGACCGGAGCAGACAACUUAGAACGCUGGUCCACACAGCAGAUUUGGGAUGCUUUUCUGCUAAAUACCCGAAUUGUGGUAUCAACACCCCAGAUUCUUCUAGAUGUGCUGUCCAAUGGCUUCAUUACCUUACGGCGAAUAGCAUUGCUUGUUUUUGAUGAAGCACACCAUUGCGUCAAGGCCUCGCCAGAAAACAAGAUAAUGAGAAAUUUCUACCAUGCCCGUAUAGACCAGCUCAGUGAGACAAAUGAUCUCCCGUCCAUUCUCGGCCUUACUGCCAGCCCCACUUCUAAAUUAAUCGAAGAUUCUCUGAGUCGCCAGUGUGAAUGCAGUUUGCUCAUGGAAAGUAGACAACUGGAGCAAAAUCUCGAUGCUUUCUGUAAAACACCAGCUAUUCACCGGGAAGAGAUGAUGCAAUAUGUGCAUAUACCAGAACUACGAAAAAUUUCGUACCAGAAAGACUCGAUAAUACCUCACAAUAUGAAAGUGAAAUUUCUGCAUAUGCUGGAUGACAUAGACAUCGAGAGCGACCCGUUUUUUCAGAGGUAUAAAGGGAAAACAGACAGCAAAAGCACAGAGAGGUUCCUGCGUGCUCUUGCCCGGAAAACCCCUGGCCUUGAUCAGCUGAAGCGAUGCUUCACUAAGGUUAGCCAUAUGUACGGCGAGCUUGGACACUGGGCAUCGUCGGCGUUUAUCUCUGAGAUAUACCGACGGACCCGCGAGGAAAGGGCCAAGCUCGUUGACCAUAGUUGGUCUGAAUGGGAUAGAGAUGACUCCUCCUUCAUGUGCAAUGCAUUGGAGCCUGUGGUUGCGAUCAUGGGUGAAAGAUGCUGGAAUUCAACCCCUGAUGCGGUUUCACAAAAGGUUGAACAUCUGGUAGACCUUUUGUCAUCAGAACUUACAGGUUCUUCAAGGGGCAUAAUCUUCGUUGAGCAAAGGGCAACGGCGGUUAUGCUCUCCCAUCUAAUCUCCCGUUACCCAGAGCUUGCACACAUAAAGUCAGAUUAUUUCCUAGGGAACUCUGCCUUUUCUGCCAGGAAGGCAGAUCUUACUGAGCUCAGCAAGCCAGGAGACAUGAAGAAUUCCAUAGAUGACUUGAAAUCUGGCAAAAAGAACUUACUUGUUGCUACCUCUGUCCUUGAAGAAGGCAUAGAUGUUUCCGCAUGCGACCUUGUUGUAUGCUUUGAUCCCCCGAAACAGCUACGCUCCUUUGUUCAAAGACGGGGUAGAGCAAGAAAGAAGAGCUCGAAAUUUGUUAUAUUUUAUGCCGAAGAUGAUACUGCGACAUACAAGGACUGGGAAGCUAUGGAGGAUAUCAUGAAAGAAAGGUAUUUAAGCAACAAGGAGUUUAUAGACAGGCUCCGGGAAGAGGAUGAUGAAGAGGAAGUCGAAUAUGAAAGCCUUAGAAUAGAAUCAACCGGGUACGGUGUUACCCCUGGGCUGCUUUUGUGGGAUUGCUUGCUGACUAUUUAUUAUACUGUCAGGGCGUUAUUAACCCUCGAGAAUGCUCGCGCGCACCUUUCCCACUUCUGCUCAACAAUACCUUGUGAAUUCACAGAUACUCAGCCGGACUUCAUCAUCUCUAAGACCGGAAUUAAAGACAUGCUAACCGCCAAAGUAUUGCUCCCCACAGUUCUAGAUCUCCAAUUUCGUGAAUUUGAGGGAAUUCAAGCAUGGAAAAGAGAGAAAAUGGCCAAAAGAGAUGCCGCAUUUCAAGCAUACCUGCAGCUUUACAAGGCCAGUCUGGUUAACGACCACUUGAUGCCUGAACACUGCCGUACCACCGACGAAGAAACAGCACAUAUUGAAAAACGUUCUAGCAUGACAACGUGCUCCGAGGUGUUCAACCCCUGGAAAAUGGUUGCUGAUCGAUGGCACAGUACAGAUACCUUCUAUCAGAGCAGUAUCGUCAUUUCCUCUGGAACGGAGGAGCUACCAAAAAUGAUACUAAUUCUACCAAUACCCCUCCCAUGCGAUUUUACUGUUAAGCUAUUCUGGAACGAGACAAGCACUCUUUCAGCGUCAGUUUCACCGCAAGAAUUGACCGUGUCGGACGAGGAUAUUGUCUCAGCCCCACUAGCUACACAUAUCCUUCUAUCCUCUGUGUUCCCAUCUAGAAUGAACGGAACUUCUCGUGAUUUCUCUUGCAUAUUUGUCCCCGAACUUGCCAGAGGGCAUGGAGGGCAUGAAUCAUGGUGCACUAAAGUCAAUAAGUCCAUUUUGGGACGGGACAUUGAGAGCGGCGGCUUGGGGUCGAUUGGAGAUUUUGGCCUUGCAAGGCGAACUGAUAUCUAUGCUAGGGCAUGGGUAGCAGAAAGAUUUGUAUGGAUGAAACGCGUCAGAGAAGAAGAUGACAGUGAGUCUGUAGAGGACGAAGAGGAAGAGGGAGAGAUACUGCAUGUCGAAGGAGAAAAGUGGCCGAAGAGGGCUGAUUUCUUGCAUCCCGUCGCCAACUCGACUGGCUCUAAACCACAUCACACUGCGAGGAACUGUAUUCCAGCUAGACAAAGCUGUAUAUCCAUGUUACCUGUCGGGUUCGCAAAAUUUGCACUCUUCAUCCCAUCCCUGAUACACACAAUUGGGCGCUACUUGCUGGCCGAGGAACUCUCAAAAACUAUACUGUCGCCCAUAGGAUUCCAGAAUAUUCAGCUAGUGCUGACCGCAAUCACUGCCACCUCAGCAAGGGAGGAUACCAACUAUCAACGCCUGGAAUUUCUUGGAGACAGUGCUUUGAAGCUGCAUGCAUCUAUGCAGCUUUUGGCAGAGCAUCCACUCUGGCAUGAGGGGAUAUUGUCGAAAAAGAAGGACUCCAUCGUAUCCAACUCUCGACUUUGGAAAGCUGCGGUAGACACGGGACUGGACCAGUUUAUCCUUACUACGUGCUUCACGGGUGCAAAAUGGCGACCGCUAUACAACAGCACGUACACGAACAAUGCGGGGAAAAUUGGAGAGAAAUCCACCCGGAAAUUGUCUACAAAGACCCUUGCAGAUGUUGUGGAAUCAUUAAUUGGGGUCGCCAUUAUCGAUGGGGGAGAGAACAAAGUGCUACGUUGCCUAGAGCUAUUUCUCCCCGAAAUCAACUGGCUACCGUCUGGGGAGCGCAUUGAAAUUCUCUACGACUCCGCACCGGACUUCAACGACGAUUGCCCCCGCGAUAUUCUGUCGAAGAUAGAACCCCUGAUCGAUUACUCGUUUACGAAAAAGGCCCUCCUGGCCGCCUCCCUGUCGCAUCCCAGCAAUCCAAUUAGUGGGAUGACGUAUCAGAGGCUCGAGUUCCUCGGAGAUUCGAUUCUGGACAACAUCGUUACGAGGGCACUGUUCCGCUGCAAAAGAGAGAUUCCUCAUCAAGAUAUGCACCUGAUACGCACUGCAUUGGUCAACGCCGACUUCCUUGCUUUCCUAUGCAUGAACACGUCCACAGACGAAACGCGGGAAGAUGUCUGUGUGUCUCCAACCGGGGAGGUAGAAGUCACCUCGUCUACCCGCCAAGUGUCCCUGUGGCAGUAUAUGUCGCAUUCAAGUACGGAUAUCGUUGAGACCCAGCAGGCCAUGGCCCGCACUUUUGAGGAGUUACGAGACCAGAUAGAAAAUGCGUUGCGGUCAGGUGCUAGAUACCCCUGGACUUUACUUUCGACGCUCAAUGCACCCAAGUUCUUUUCGGAUAUUAUCGAGAGUAUCCUGGGCGCAAUAUUCAUUGACUCACGCGGCUCGAUACUAGCAUGUCAAAAGUUUCUUACACGCAUUGGUCUGAUGGACUAUCUCCAGCGUGUUCUCGAAGAUGAUGGUAUUGACUUUAUGCAUCCGAAACAACGUCUCGGCGUAGUGGCUCAGUCCCUCAGUGUGCAGUACGUUGUGUCAGAGGUUCACGUGAAACCCGGGGUUACACAAUGGAAGUGUCAGGUCCUGGUAGGGGAUGAGGAGAUAUCUCGAGUUGACGAUGGCGUAAGUCAAAACCAGGCCAGGGCGAAAGCAGCGGAUCUUGCCCUUGAAGUGCUGCGCACGAAGAAUUAA
Molecule: messenger RNA, 4407 nt
Organism: Trichophyton verrucosum HKI 0517
Lineage: Eukaryota; Fungi; Ascomycota; Eurotiomycetes; Onygenales; Arthrodermataceae
Product: RNA helicase/RNAse III, putative
Exons: 6
Coding region: 1-4407 (1468 amino acids)
Biological process (GO): siRNA processing
Cellular component (GO): nucleus; cytoplasm; RISC complex
Molecular function (GO): ATP binding; ribonuclease III activity; RNA binding
Source: RefSeq, a predicted model, not a curated record